Molecule: messenger RNA, 3721 nt
Organism: Monomorium pharaonis (pharaoh ant)
Lineage: Eukaryota; Metazoa; Arthropoda; Insecta; Hymenoptera; Formicidae
Product: AN1-type zinc finger protein 2A
Exons: 3
Coding region: 439-1077 (212 amino acids)
Biological process (GO): proteasome-mediated ubiquitin-dependent protein catabolic process; protein targeting to ER
Cellular component (GO): cytoplasm; endoplasmic reticulum
Molecular function (GO): zinc ion binding
Source: RefSeq, a predicted model, not a curated record
AAUCGUUUAUCAUCGUUGGUCAUCGGUUUCUAUCGCCGCGCGAGAAUAUAUAAAGGAAGUACAUUAGUACACGUGUUGGUCUUAUCAAUGGCAUACGGUGUAUGGUUAUCGUGGGUGAAGUUGUUCGGUCUGUCGCAAUCGCUGCUGCCCUGCCAAUAGUGCCAAUCGGAAAUUUUAGCGACGUACGGUAUCGUUAAAACGACGAGCAAUUUGCGUACGUGCUUAAGGACUCAUUCGACGGAAGAGAGGGAGGAGGAGAUACGUGCAGUGCACCUGCAAUCUCUCCCAAGUGCCCAGGUCCUUGUAGCUUUUCAUUUUGGCUGAGUCAAGCCUCGCGCGCAUGUAAAAUAUACACGUUUGAAAUCUUGAGCCUUUGUGAUUUGAGCUUUCUGAGAAAAGCUUUGUUUAAUAGGAGAGGAUAUCUGAUAAGGAAACGUAAUGGAAUUUCCAAAUUUGGGAGAACAUUGCUCCGAGAGUACGUGCAAUCGCUUAGAUUUUUUACCUCUCAAAUGUGAUGCUUGCAAAGGAAUCUUUUGCACGGAUCAUAUAACUUAUACGAGUCACAGCUGCCCUAGCGCAUACAAAAAGAACGUACAGGUGCCCGUGUGUCCAUUGUGCGACACUCCUAUACCGAUAAAGCGCGGCGACCUGCCCGACGUGGCCGUGGGACUGCAUAUGGAUAACGACUGCAGAGAGAGCCGUAGUAGGAAGGUGUUCUCCAACAAGUGUUCCUCAAAGGGCUGCAAGGUCAAGGAGAUGGUGCCGGUGAAGUGUAGCGAAUGUGGUGCCAACUUUUGCCUGAAACACAGACAUCCCACCGAUCACGCCUGCAUCGGUGCCGAGGAGGCGUUGAGACUGCGCAGACUGGAGGCACUAAACAAGAAGAAAGGUCAAACUACAAUAUCACAGAAUAGCGGCAACAGUAACGCGCAUUCGUUCCGUAGUCUUCAAGGGACGAUGACCGAGGACGAGGCGUUAGCUAGAGCUCUCCAGGCCUCUUUAGACGACGAGGAAAGAAGCAGACGUAUGUUGCAACCAGUGCCUUCUGGAAACCGAGAUAGAUGUAGACUUUCGUAACUAUCUACACGUUAUUUUAUAUUGUUAUAGAAAAAAAUAGCUUCUUCCUUGUUUUCUGUAAAUCUACAAACAGAAAUAUAUAUUAUGAUUCUUAAAGCUCAUACUAGAUUCUGUGCAAUUUGUGAUUCGAAAUUCACAGUUCGUGCACAAUGUGAAUAAACUGGUUCAUCAAGCAUUCGUUUGAUUCGUUUUUUUUUUUCAUAAAACGUCAAGUGCGAGUCAUCGUGAAUCAAUCAAUAUAGUUAUAUUGCACAGUGAAUUACAAAUUGCGAAUCAUGAAUUACGUAUAAUUUGGCACUAACCUAAGAAUUGCACACAUUUUUGGCAAUACGUAAAUGGAAGUUACUAUAUUCGUUGAUCUAUCCAUUUUUCAUCUGUUACGUAUUGUUAUAGAUAUAACUAUCGUUAUACCUAUAACUUGCUGUUACAUUAGAAAUUAAAACGCGUUUAUAAAAUUGCUCACGUAAACUAAGUACAUUAUUACAGCAUCUUGUGGAAUUUCCAAGUAAAAAAUUAUAAGCAUUUGUCUUAAAAAGAAGUUAUUCAUCAUUAGAUAAGAUUUUAUGUUAAGUUGCAAGUACAAAUUGUUUAUAACUAUUUCCUUUAUGUAUCAUAAAUAUGAAUUAUCUCAUAUAUUCCAUUAGAUUAUAAAUGCUGGCUUAUAGUCAGGAAAUAUAUUCUGCCGAAAAUAAAAUAAUUCUGAUAAUAAAUAAUUCUGAUAAUAUAUUAUAAUAAAGCUUCAGUAUAGAGUGCCUUAGUAAAUGAAGCAUAAAUACAUUAAAAUGCACUUACAUAAAUUCUUUUCAAUUUAAUAAAAAAGAACAAAUUAUUCGCUUAUUAAUAUUUGUAUUCAAUUUGCUGUAGAAACUGCUUUCAAACAGUGGCUACACAUACAAAUUUUCAUAUUAUACAAAAAUACAUUCUUGUGGAUUUAAUAUUGUUUUAACGGAAUAUUAAAUCACAAUUUAUAAAAAUAUCGCAUGUACAAGAAAAUAUAAUUAUUACUGUGUAUUUCUACUUGUACAAUGAGAUUUUAACGAAUAAUGUAUAAAAUAAGUAUUGAAUUUUUAGUGCAAUAUAAAGAAGAAGAAAAACUGUGAUGUCAGGGAGAAAUCAAUAUAUUGUACAAUAUCUAGGGGCGUGUUCAUAUUAUAACUUAAGUAAAGUCUCAGAAAUCACGUUUGAACAUAUCAUAGUCACAUCUUACAAGCUUCUUAUAAAAAUUCCUCAGAGUACCACAAAAAUGGAUGCAAAGAGACUUUAUACGCAAAAUGCUGCAUUGACAAAACUGAUAUUCAUAAAUUCUGUGAUAACUAUCAUAUUUUUAUAAAUAUAUGUAAUUUUACAAUACUCUAAGUUUCCUUUAAUUUAUUUCAUUCCUUUGGAAGCGUAGAAUAAGCACUUUCUUUUUAGAAAAAUGGUUAAUAUUAAAUAUAAAUAUAUGUAAAGUAUGAAUUUUUUAAAAUAAUUACAAUAAACAGAGAUAUAUUGACAAAUAUCUAUAAUAUGUACGAAUGCAUUGACAAUGAAUAUAAUCAGCAGAUGUAUGCUUCAUGCUUGCCACUAUAUACGUAUGUAUAUUUACUAAUGGAUAUGCUUUUAAUAUUGAAGAUUCGAAAAUAAUACGAUUCUUAAUAAUAUGUAAAUAGAAUAUGCUUUUUACCAUUUUAAAACGUUUUUUAGUAUAUUAUAUUAUACUCUCGCCUAUGAAAGACGUGUCAGAGCUACUAGAAAGCAUAAAAGAAACGUUUCUUCUUACAGUUAAAUAGAAAAUCUAACAUAAAUAAUUUAGUAUAAUAAUCUUUCAUUUAUAUCUUUUCUAAACAGUACUUUAAUUUAAAUGUGCAAAAACAUAUAUUGCCUUCUAGUAUUUCUGAAACAUGCAAGAAGAGGUAAUUUAUUAUACAUUCCUAUAUAGACAUAUAUGUAUACAUAUACAUACAUCCACAAAUGUACGCAUUUCUUCUUAUACAUAUAAUUAUUUAUAUUCAAUGGAUUUUGAUGCUAUUAUAAGUAAAUUUGAAAUAAAUAAUAAGAGAUGACAAACAGAUAAUUUCACAAAUGUAUGGACAUAUACACAUUUACAAAAAGGCUCACUUAUUGAUAUAUUCAUAAUUUGUUUUCUAUUCAGCUAUGCUGUAUAAAAUUACGUUCUAACAAUUACGCGUAUUUACCAAUAACAUAACUUUUCCAACAACUUUUUUCAAAUCCUAUGAGAUAUGUAUCGGAUUUCAAAAAUCUUCAUAAUGUAUAUCUAAAUGUAUGUGUGUGUAUACACAUACAAUAAUUUUUUUCAAAUAAAGUAGUAGUUGUUUUUUUCUCUGAAUAUGCUCUCAGAAUUUUAAUAUCUAGACAUAUUACAGCUACAGACAUGUUAAAUAUAAAUCAGUUAGAAACGUGAUACCAAAUAAUUACAAAGUAAAUUUAUUUUUGUGAACAAUCUAAAAUAAAAUAUGUGUUUGACAUAUAUGUUAUAUGUUAAAUAAAUUUAUAUUUUAUCGUUUUAAAGAGAAUAUAUAUUAUAAAUAAAUAUAAUUAUAAAUUAUUUCGAUAUUUGUAAUAAUAUUAGAUAACAGGCUAUAAUUUUCAGAACGUAAAAAUCUAAUAAUUUACCAGAAUUAUAAAUAAAGCAAAUUUAUAUUUA